Messenger RNA from Quercus robur (English oak), 1728 nucleotides. Its product is annotated as leucine-rich repeat extensin-like protein 3. Gene Ontology annotation, molecular function: protein binding. The record is from RefSeq and is a predicted model, not a curated record. The transcript has a single exon. Bases 1 to 1728 code for a protein of 575 amino acids. NCBI's taxonomy places the organism in Eukaryota, Viridiplantae, Streptophyta, Magnoliopsida, Fagales, Fagaceae.
AUGAAGGAAAAGAUGCACAUUCUUCUAUCCUUCACUUUUCUCACACUCUUUUGCCUCAGCACUAGCACUACUCAACAAUUCCAUAUUCCCAACAAUGCAGUCCUCACACAAGCUUCACACAUCAAGCAAAGACAGCUCUUGUAUUACAGAGACAAGUUUGGCUCAAGAAAUGAGCUUGCCUCAGUCCCACACUCCCUUGUUUUUGACAACCCAAGACUCAAGAAUGCCUACAUUGCCCUCCAUGCAUGGAAACUAGCCAUCAUUUCAGAUCCUCUGAAUUUCACAUCCAACUGGGUAGGAUCCAAUGUUUGCAACUACACCGGGGUGUUCUGCUCCAAAGCUCUUGAUGACCCUUCGAUCCAAACUGUUGCUGGCAUUGACCUAAAUCAUGCUGACAUUGCUGGGUACCUCCCUGAAGAGCUUGGCCUCCUUUCAGAUAUUGCAUUGUUUCAUAUCAACUCCAAUAGGUUUUGUGAUACGGUCCCAAAGAGUUUCAAAAAACUAAAGCUUCUGUUCGAGCUUGAUCUAAGUAACAAUCGCUUUGCGGGUAAAUUCCCUUAUGUUGUUCUUGGUUUGCCAAGCCUGAAGUAUCUCGACCUUCGAUUCAAUGAGUUCGAAGGUAAAGUCCCUAAAGCUCUCUUUGAAAAAGACCUUGAUGCCAUAUUCAUGAACCAUAACAGGUUUGCCUUUGAACUCCCUGAUACUUUUGGGAACUCACCGGUCUCCGUCGUGGUUCUUGCGCACAAUAGUUUCCAGGGGUGUGUACCUGCGAGUCUAGGCAACAUGUCAAAGACUUUGAACGAAGUGAUUCUUAUAAAUAGUGGGUUAAGGUCAUGUUUGCCUAAGGAAAUUGGGUUGCUGAAGAAUGUGACAGUGUUUGAUAUUAGCUACAAUAGUCUAGUGGGUGAAUUGCCUGAGACAAUGGGAGAAAUGGUGAGCUUGGAAGAGCUGAAUGUGUCUCAUAAUAUGCUCUCAGGGACUAUACCUGACAGUGUGUGUUCGCUUCCGAGUUUGCGUAAUUUUAGUUAUGAGUAUAAUUAUUUCACUGGUGAACCGCCUUUGUGUUUGGAUUUGGAGGGUUUUGAUGAUACAAGGAAUUGUUUGCGGGGUAGGCCAAAGCAGAGAUCAACAUUACAGUGUAAAAUGUUUUUGUCUAGGCAUGUCUUCAAUUGUAGUGCUUUUAAAUGUGAUCCAUUUGUUCCUUCUUUGCCUCCAACAUCACCAUCAUCGCCACCUCCAUCACCAAUUUACUCACCCCCACCUCCUCCUUCAAUGCCACCACCGUCACCACCGCUGCCUUCACCACCACCUCCUCCAAUAUACUAUGUUCGCUCUCCACCACCACCACCACCUUCACCUCCCGUGUAUUCUUCACCACCCCCUCCAUCAAAAUCACUGCCACCUCCGCCACCAAUUUACUCACCUCCACCUCCUUCACUGCCACUGCCAUCACCACCUCUGCUUUCACCACCAUCACCACCACCAUCUUCACCACCUCCUCCAAUAUAUUGUGUUCGCUCUCCACCACCACCACCUUCACCUCCCUUGUAUUCUUCCCCACCCCCUCCACCAAGUCCUUAUAAGUCACCACCACCACCACAUUCACCUACUCCGCCUCCACCUUAUUCUAACGCUUCUCCACCGCCCCCACCAAAUUCACCACCACAUUCAUCUUCAUGCAUAGAAACUCCACCACCUCCGUCUCCCCCACCAUGUGUGGAAUAUUGA